Triticum aestivum (bread wheat) is the source of this 1864-nucleotide messenger RNA. RefSeq names its product argininosuccinate lyase, chloroplastic. The record is from RefSeq and is a predicted model, not a curated record. Gene Ontology annotation, molecular function: argininosuccinate lyase activity. The transcript is spliced from 9 exons. Lineage: Eukaryota; Viridiplantae; Streptophyta; Magnoliopsida; Poales; Poaceae. Gene Ontology annotation, cellular component: cytosol. Bases 202 to 1713 code for a protein of 503 amino acids.
UCACGGUCGCGACCACGACCCACGCGCGCCACCGCCGUCAUAAAUUUGCGGCAGGUCGCCUCGCUUCGCCUCCACACCGUAUCGAAAAGAAAUAGGGUUUCUUGCCGGUCGCCGUCCCUCCUUCUGCCGAUCGAGGUCCACCCGGUCAACCCCAGAUCCUCCCCAGUAAGUCUGUUUGUUCCACAAUUGGUACGCGGAGGGAUGUCCGUGUUUGCGGUGAAGGGGUCGCUGCGAGGACCUUGCUUCUCGGCGGCCGGCCUCUCCUCCGGCCAGAACCCUCGAAGCAGCAGCUUCUUCGAUCACCCUGCGCCGCGGAGCAGUGCUGCCCCAUUCCCGUCCAUGGUCUGGAGCACGGGCAGCGACCCAAGGCAUGGGAAGCUCAAGGUCCAGGCAACUGAGUGGAUGCGGCCAAAUGAUGAUUAUCGAUAUGAUGUUCAACCAUCACAGAGGCACACAGAUUUUAUUUGCCAACCUGGUCCAGCCAUGCAUAUCGACCUUCUCAACAGGGAGCGGCUUCGUUAUCCAAUGAGAAAGGAGCGAGUGGUUGCAGACCAGGUUAAGAAGCGUUCGAAGGCUCUUCAGAAGCGUGCCAGAGAUUUUGCAGAUGGGCUGUUAGAGUACAUUUGCUCAGAGAAUGAGAACUACAAAUACGUCUUAAUUGCCACUAAAGAGAAUGCCAAUAUGCUUAUGAAGGAGGGUUUUAUAUCUAAUUAUGCCCGAGAUGAAAUAUUACAUGGUCUUGAAAGGAUUAAAAAGGACAUUGAAGAAGGAAGAUUUCAGUGGAGGAAUAAUAAAGAUCUAAGGACUAAUAUUAUGGACACACUUAUUGAUAUAGUUGGAGGGCCAGCCAAGAGGCUGGAUACAGCGAUAAGUCAUCAUGUUCAACUGCUAACAGUCCUCCAAUUGUGGUGUCAUGAUUCCAUUGAUGAAGUUAUUUCUCAAAUAAAAGAACUCCAGACUGAGCUUUUUGUGCUAGCAAUCAGAAAUGGGGGAUUGGUCCUCCCUAGCAUAUGGAGGCGUGCAAACUGGAUUCUACUUGGUGAUGUGGUAUUGUCGCAACUUGAACAGCUUGACAUGGAUGUCUCUCAGCUUGUUAGUUGUAAAAACAAGAUGGACUCUACACUACAAACAGCUCUCCCUUCAGACAGCACCUAUUGUUCUAUGAACAGUUUAUGUAAGGAUCCACGUCGCAUACACAAGUUUGCUGUGGAAUUUGGAAAUUUGAUUGUCGGGGACAUCUCCCGCGAUCUUUCAAAUAUUGGAUUGGAGCUGAGUUCAUGGAUGGAGUUGCACUUGUUGACACCAAAUGAUAAAGUGAUUGAAAGUUUUUCGCUUAUGCGAAAGCAAAUGCUGGAUAUAGAUAAUUUAACAACCACAUGGAGAGCUUAUUCUAUCUACAAUCCUGUUGAGGAUAGCAGCAGGCGAUUUUUGGCAAUCUUUAGAAGUGUUUCAGAAAUACUUAAAGCAGCCAAAGAAUUUGCAAAACAAUCAUCUUUUGAUCAUGAAAAGGCUCGAACCUUUCUUGCGCCAAGAGAUAAUUUUGGUGCUUCACAACUAGCUGAAUUCCAUGCAACUAAGCAGAGUCUAGACGGUCAGAAUAAAGAUGAAGGAGAUAGUGCUAUCGAGAAGCAAAAUUUCAGAUUACAUAGUGAUGAUACAAUGAGGAAAUUGCUCGAUUGGCCUCGACGCCUUCAGUCAGAGAAAAAUAACUAAUGUUUUAUAUCGUUACUUGAAACAAACAGUCGACACAAUUAUUUAUUUUCUUUAGGUAUUUGAAAGAGCCAUCCUUGUGACGCUGUAUUAUGUGAAUGCGUUCAGCAAGAAUUGGUUUAUUCUGUGAGGAAAGUUUUCAGUUUUUCUAAUA